Molecule: messenger RNA, 2885 nt
Organism: Anolis carolinensis (green anole)
Lineage: Eukaryota; Metazoa; Chordata; Lepidosauria; Squamata; Anolidae
Gene: kif18b
Product: kinesin family member 18B
Exons: 16
Coding region: 115-2616 (833 amino acids)
Biological process (GO): microtubule-based movement
Molecular function (GO): microtubule binding; ATP binding; microtubule motor activity
Source: RefSeq, a predicted model, not a curated record
CGCUAGUCGAAGACCAACCGACCAAUCAGAAGUAAGCGAGUAGACGGUGCCUAAAGAUUUGAACUGGAGCGGUGAGAAGGCUGAAUCGCGUGCGGGAUUACGGCCUCUGCAACGAUGGUGCCUGCACCGCCUGCCGAAGAAGGCAGCGUGACAGUAGUGGUGCGGGUGCGUCCACAGACCCCGCGGGAGCAGGAAGCAAAUCGCCAAAGUGUGGUGCAAGUGGCUGGUAACACCAUGCUAGUGUUUGACCCGGAAGAGUCCAACCUGCCGGGCUUCCCUGUGAAUUUCCAAACCCAGGACUCAGCUUCCAAAAGGAAGGGCAAGAACCUGAUUUUUGCUUUUGACCGAGUGUUUGGAGAGAGCUCUACCCAAGCAGAGGUGUUUGAGAAUACGACCAAAGGCAUCCUGGACAGUGUCCUGAAUGGGUACAACUGCUCUGUUUUUGCCUAUGGCGCAACAGGUGCUGGGAAAACCCACACCAUGCUGGGCUCAGAGAAGGAACCAGGUAUCAUGUACCUCACCAUGCAGGAGCUCUACAAGGAAAUUGAGGCCAGGAAGGAGGAGAAGCAUUGUGAGGUGCUCAUCUCGUAUCAGGAGGUGUAUAAUGAACAAAUCCAUGACCUCUUGGACCCAAAGGGACCGUUAGCCAUCCGGGAAGACCCAGAGAAAGGAGUUGUGGUACAAGGUCUUUCUUUUCAUCAGCCAAAAACUGCAGCCCAGCUCCUGGAGAUGCUAAGGCAAGGAAAUCUGAACCGUACACAGCACUCCACAGAUAUUAAUGCCACGUCUUCACGGUCCCAUGCAGUCUUCCAGAUCUAUGUGAAGCAGCAGGAUUGUAUGAUAGGCACAACUCACAACUUGCAGGUGGCCAAGAUGAGCCUGAUAGACUUGGCAGGAUCUGAGCGGGCCUCUGUAGCAAACACCAAGGGGGAGAGACUCCGAGAAGGUGCCAACAUCAACCGCUCUCUGCUGGCCCUCAUCAAUGUCAUUAAUAGCCUGGCUGAUGCCAAGAGCAAAAAGAACCAUAUUCCAUACCGGGACAGCAAGCUCACGCGCCUUCUAAAGGAUUCGAUUGGUGGAAACUGCCGAACCAUCAUGAUUGCUGCAAUUAGUCCUUCUGCGCUUUCCUAUGAAGACACAUACAACACCCUCAAAUAUGCCAACCGGGCUAAAGAAAUCAAACUUUUAAUGAAAAGAAAUGUAGUGAGCUUGGACUACUCUCUCAGCCAAUAUGCUGUCAUCUGUGAGCAGCUCAGAACAGAGGUGGCAGAUUUAAGAGGGAGGCUCCGUGCAUAUGAGCAAAGCAUUCCAGAGCCUAAUUCCUGUGGACCACCUGCUGUCGUUUCUUCUAGUCCUGAACACCAGGUUGAAUAUCUCAGGUCAAAGGAAGAUGCUGUGGGUUCUGAAGUGCAGCUUAAGGGGGAUUGUGAGACAAAGGUGAUCCUGCAGUUAUUGAAACAAAAUGCUAGUGCCUCCUGCUCAGGAAGAAGCCACAUGGAGCAGGAACUAGGAAAAAACCCUGGAUAUUUUUCCGUGGGGUCCUCAAAUCCAGUUGAACAGCAGGAGAAGCUGAACGCUUGGCUGCAGGAGAUGGACAAGAAACAGCUGGAGACGCUAGCAAUCGCGACUCUUCAUGUAGCCCAAAAGCAGUACGCUCUUCUGAAAACUUCCAAUCUUCUCACUCCUGAUAUGAGAGAUGAAUUUGAAGAACUGGACAACAUGGUGCGACAAGGAUCUUGCAAAGCCCCCCAAAUGUCCAUGGAAGAGCAAGUCAGGAAACCAGAGACAGACACCCAUGUCAGUCUGGACCAGAACAUGGAGCAGCUUGUGGAUAAAGCUGUCCUUCCAGCUGCCCUUCCAAUGGCUGAGAGUACCAACCCAGCAUGCGGUCCUGGAGUUUCACCUGUCUCUCUGAUCCCAAGCCCAGCUUUCAAGACACCUUCCCACCCAAUGAAGAAGAGGAGGAAGUCAACAGAGCGCUCAUCACCAUCUGAAAGGAGCACCCCAUCCGGCCCACAGGGGCGGGCUAAACGUCGACGGAAGGCUGGCCCAUCUCCCCAGCAAGUGGGCACCUUGAAGGAAUGGGCUGCUCUUGUGCCCAUGGAGUUCACCAGCACCCCCAUUGUGGGGAAAUCAGUGUCCCAAAGGCCAACCAGUUGCCUUUCCUCACAGCCCUGUCCUGUCACUGAGACAAAGAGACGAGUGCCUUUGGGCACUUCGGCAGUCCAGAAUUGCACUACUCCAGUGCCCCCACACUGCCUGAACGCCACUUUUGACCUCGGAGAGGAUCCUUGCUCUUCAAAUGCAAAGCCUAGUGCUCCUGCAUGUCCUGCCUGGGAGAACAUUCCACAUUUCUCUCACCCCAACGGGGCACCGCUCAUACCCAGAACCUGCAUGCCAGUAUUCACCAUGAAAGGGUCUUCCAUCCCUCGGCCAACAUCCUUGACUUCCAAAGCAUCAACUCAGAAGAGGAGGCACACCACAAACUCUGCCUCCCACUGUCCGGGCGCACCACGCAGCCGCAUUGCCCGCCCAAAAGGCCCUUCCGUGAAGUCUUCUCAGGUUGGGAGGGCAUCAGGAAAACCUCCUGGCACUCUUGCAUGGAAAUGGCGUUAGAAAGGCACUGCAUCUCCUGGAGAAUCAAGCACUAUCUCUGGAUGUGUCUUGUGUUGAAAAUAUUGUAUAUCUGUUUUCUCCCAAAACAUCUUGCCCCUCACCAUUGGGGACUCUCAAAUCCUCUUUUUCUAUGCUAAUUUAUAUAUAUUCUUUUAUUUUGAAUAACAUUAAUUACCUCACUUUACUCUUGUAUAAACAUAUCUUGUGUGUGUAAAGUUUGCGAGUAAUAACAACAUAUAUUUUUAAAUAAACAAGAGAACAAAAAACCC